Molecule: messenger RNA, 618 nt
Organism: Octopus sinensis (East Asian common octopus)
Lineage: Eukaryota; Metazoa; Mollusca; Cephalopoda; Octopoda; Octopodidae
Product: 116 kDa U5 small nuclear ribonucleoprotein component-like
Exons: 1
Coding region: 1-618 (205 amino acids)
Biological process (GO): mRNA splicing, via spliceosome
Cellular component (GO): cytosol; U2-type catalytic step 2 spliceosome; U4/U6 x U5 tri-snRNP complex
Molecular function (GO): GTPase activity; U5 snRNA binding; GTP binding
Source: RefSeq, a predicted model, not a curated record
AUGUUUGUCUUUGUAUUUCACAUCCAGGGGCCUUUAGUUAUUCACAGCACAAAGUUAUACCCAACCCCUGACGCAAAGAGUUUCUACGUUUUUGGUCGUAUUAUGAGCGGGACGAUUAAUUCGAACCAACAAGUCCGUGUUUUGGGAGAAAACUAUUCGAUGGAGGACGAGGAGGACUCGAAAAUGGCGUUUGUGGGACGUCUCCUUGUGUCCGUGGCACGAUACAACAUCAGCGUAAAGCGAAUAUCGGCUGGGAAUUGGAUUAUGAUUGAAAAUAUUGAUGCAUCAAUUAGCAAAACUUCGACAAUCGUAGACUGUGACCAGCAGGUUAGACAGAUUGGUAUAUCACAGGCUUAUAUAUUCCGCCCUCUUAACUUCAACACGUGUUCUGUCAUCAAAAUUGCGGUUGAGCCAGUAAACCCUUCAGAACUUCCUAAAAUGUUGGAUGGACUUCGGAAGGUGAACAAAAGCUACCCUCUGUUGACUACGAGAGUGGAGGAAUCGGGCGAACAUGUAGUUUUGGGAACCGGGGAGUUGUAUUUGGACUGUGUAAUGCACGAUCUGAGACGACUGUACUCUGAAAUAGGUUAUUUCUGGGAUGUUAGUCCUAGACAUUAA